Vanessa atalanta (red admiral) is the source of this 3799-nucleotide messenger RNA. RefSeq lists its product as uncharacterized. The record is from RefSeq and is a predicted model, not a curated record. Gene Ontology annotation, biological process: regulation of transcription by RNA polymerase II. Gene Ontology annotation, cellular component: nucleus. Bases 124 to 3642 code for a protein of 1172 amino acids. The transcript has 20 exons. Lineage: Eukaryota; Metazoa; Arthropoda; Insecta; Lepidoptera; Nymphalidae. Gene Ontology annotation, molecular function: DNA-binding transcription factor activity, RNA polymerase II-specific; sequence-specific DNA binding.
GGCGUCGCCAUUCGCCAAUCAAUGAUAGUGUAUUGUUUGUAUAUAAAAAUCUAUUUAAUCGGAUAUAAGGUUGUAUGAUUUAUGUAUUCAUGGAAAUUGAUGGCAAAUACGUAGAAAAGCAUUAUGAAGCUUAAAAAACUCAAAGCAGAUAAUGAGGAGCCGGCUCCACCCGUGCCUCCUCAAGCUGAGAUCAUUGAAGCCGAUUUAUAUAAGCGCUCGUAUUUUGGUCCUGAUGUACCGACUCUGGAGUUGGAGUGCUGGGAGGAGGAGCUGUCAGAGGCACAAUUGCAAGCGUAUAAAAACGCUGAUGAGGAAUAUAAGAGCAUUCAAAACAAACUUGAUGUUAUCGUUAAAGAUACUGGAGGUGAAAUUGUUUACAAUGGAGAUCAGUUUACUGCUUACCAAUUGCUUGGAAAGCAGCCAGUUCUCAAAGAUUUGGAACGGCAGAGUGCUGAUAUCAUUCGAUCUAGAUCCCGGUCUCUCUCAAUUUGUAAAGAGAAGGAGAAAGAAAAUAAGGGUCGUAGAGGACGACCAAGAAAGAAUCGUGAGGAAGACCGGGAUUACUCUCCAUCAUCAGACAGAGCAAAAUCGCCAGAACUUCGCCAUAAGAAGAAGAAAAAGGACAAGGAUAAGAAAAAAGAUGAUAAAAAGAGGGAUGAUGAUAAGGAAGUCACUAAAACUAAAGACAAAACUUUGGCACCAUCUAUUGUACACAGUGUAGUUAAUAAUGUUCGUCCAUCUGAAGCAACUGCGGUAGGUGGGUUGCUUACCGGCAGUGCAACUAAAACUACAGCAAUUGUAGACCUUACCAAAGACGAUGGUAAUAAGAAUGUUGCUGACUCUCGGGAGGUAUCGUUUAAUAAGUUACAAGGCAAGACGUUCCCGUCGCUGGUGGUGGUGGCGCGGCCCUACCUGCGCUCCAAGGAGAGCCCGCCCAGCGCCGACCGCGCCGCGCUGGACAGCAAGGUCAAGUCCGUGCUCAUCCACACGCCCAUGAAGUUCACGGAGUGGCUCAUCCAGCAGGGCCUCGUGCGCUCCGAGCAGUGGUGCGCCGUGCACGCCGGCAACAAGCUCAAGCUGGGCAUGUAUUCCGACGUGUCGAAGUUCCCGUACUCCGGCGGAUACGUGUGGAUAUCCGAGUGUUGCCCCACGCGGUUCGUCUCCGUAUUCUCCAGCUCUAUCUUCGAAGGCGCUACAUUCCCCCCAAGUGUGCUCCUUAAACUUAUUUACCAUUGGGCAUGCCAGACAAACGUACAGAAUGUCGUACAAUGGGUCAAAGUAGACAAUUUGUAUGUCAAGGGUCUCUUUACGUGGUUAAGGGCGGUGUGUACUUCAGCGAUUCAUCACCAUAUGGGUCUACUAGGUGGACAAGGAAAGAAGGUCGAAGUGGGGGUGAUAUCUUUGGGAACGACUAGCCAUGACGGCACUCAGAGACAGGUUAAAGUUGAAGUGUUGGGUGUGCUGGAUCCUGUUGAGAAAUUGAUUCGCCUUCGUGCAGUCGAACCAUUGGCGGAAUACGAAAAAAACUACAAGAAGCGGUUCCAGAAGAUUCUCGAACCACUCACCAACUGGGUUCAUCCCUCCUCAGUUAUACUGACAGAUUUAACAGUUGACAAAGGAACAUUAGUGUCCAUGGGCUUUAAGACUGUCCACCAAUCGACUUCGCAUUCAGAUCAGCCGAUGAAGUACAGCAAUGCUAAUAUAAUGGAGUACCUUCGAAGGAUUGUGCCCAGAAUGUUCCAGAACACACUAUCGCUGCUUUCAAGGCAGAUAAUUCAGCAAUUUCUUGAUGAACUAGUAUGGAGAGAAAAAUUCGGCGUAUCUCCUGGUCAAGCGUUCGAUAAUAUCGUCGCUCAUAUUGCCGAGCAAACAAAAAUGGAGGCCAAAGAUCCAAUCACUAUUCGACUUAACAAGAUUGCUUCCAAUCCAUUCAAGAAUUGGAAAUAUCCUAGUAAGAAAAAAGACAAAACUGAAGACCCUGAGCCGGAAGUUCGCAGCAAACGCGGUAGAAAGAAGAAGGAACCGUCACCGUCACCUCCGCCGAAGAAAAGGAAGAAGGAAAAGACGGCCUACGUCGAGGAUGAUGAUGACGAGGAGGAGGUACCAUUGGCUCUUCGUCGUACAAAGAUUAAGCAGGAGAAAACAAAGGAGAAGGAGGAGACACCCACGCCACGUGGACGUCGCAAGACCGUCCGCUCCUAUGUAGAUGACGACCUCGACGAUGUACCGCUGAAGAAUAUCAAGAAGGAAAUCAAGCCCGAGGAGACCGUGUCUCUGGAACGCUUCUACUUCGGACAAACCAAGGAGGGAGAGACAGAAAAUGAAGCUAUCGCUGUCGAGUGCCCGCUCUGCCACGAGCAGUUCACGGAGAGCGCGCCGCUGGCGGAGCACCUGUUCGCGCACGCCGUGCCGCCGCCCGCCGGCGCCGCGCCCGACGCGCCGCAGUGCGCCUUCUGCCUCGCGCGCUUCCCCUCGCGCGACGAGCUCGACGCGCAUCUCAAGAUCUCGCACCCCGUCGACACCAAGUCGCCCGACCUCUUCACCUACGCGUGCCUCAUCUGUGAGGUGCGGUUCGCGGCGGUGCUGACGCUGGCGGCGCACAUGCAGAAGGCGCACGCGCCGCGCGAGCUGCCGUACGCGUGCGGCUCGUGCGCCUACCGCGCGUCCGCGCACCGCGCCGCGCUGCAGCACCGCGCCGCGCGACACGCCCGCGCGCGCGCGCUGCACUGCCCGCACUGCCUCAAGGUGAUACCGAUAUACGCAGACGGCCACGAACUGACAUCGAACGUAUUGGUGUACAUUGAUCAUCUAAAACAACACCAGGAUAAGGAAUUAGAAGUUAGAUGUAACAGAUGCGUGUUGAAGUUCGUACAUCUUGGCCAACUUAAAGAGCACCAAAUUCGUGAUCACAAACCUGUAGAUGAUGUAAUUCCAUUGUGCUCUGAAGAGCAUUUGAUAAAUCAACCCAAGAACAAAGCGCGACCACCAGUCAAAGAUUCAACGAGUCACGCCAUCAGUGAUACCUACGAGCAGACGACACUAGUGCUGCCAGACGGUUUCCUCUGCCGCGAGUGCGACACGCCACUCGAUAGCGACAAGCACUUUUUGGGGCGCACGAAAUGCAGCAAGUGCCCAUACGCGACGUCGUGCUACCGCGGCAUGUUGCGGCACAGCGGCUACUGCGCGGGGCCCUUCUCGCUCGAGGUCGCUCCGCGUCGCGCCGCCACUCGCCUGUACUGCGUCUGCGGGUACGCCACCGACAUCGGCACAGACAUGCUGACCCAUUUAUUGGCUACACAUCACACAAGUGCUUACACUUCAGAAGAGGACGCCCGGGCCAAUACAGUAAGGGAUGAGAGUUAUCCACCUAAGGCAACUGAAGAGCCCGUGGAACCGCCUGUGGAGAGCUUGCCUGCAAUACCGGAUUAUGCUCCACCUUCAGUUAUCAACACACAGUUAUCACUGGACGACCUAGCACCACCCUCUGUUUUGCAAUCGGAUCAGCAUGACCAGGAGCUACUGAAGGAUGCAUAUGAUAGACCGUUGGCUACCCCACGUCAUGAAGAAGCACAUUAUAGCCUUGGAGAUUUUGAGCCUCUCCCUCAAGAGCCGCCUCCUCAACCAGACUUCGAACAACUUUAAAAUUUCUCACAAUAAAAUGGUACAUUUAUGUACAUUGUUUAUUAAAAAAAAUUAUAAUUUUAAAGUGCAGUGAAGGAAAAAAUAUUCUUAACUAAAGAUUAUGUAAUAUAUUAUUUGGCUCAUUAAUAUAAUAAUAAAGUGGAAAUGUUUUAAACAA